GCCCGUCCUGGUGUUUACGAUAAAGCUCUGACUGCAGCGGGAGCUGUAGCUGUAGCUAUACCGGCUAUUGGUAAUCGGGAAGCUCGCAUUCACCCCGUUCUUUCAUUAUGUAAUACCUUUCCCUCCUCCUCCUCCUCCUUCCUUCUUCCAUCUUGCUGCCCUCAAGUCUGCCUUUCAUCGUCGCGCCGUCAUCCCCUUCUACUUUACGCUCCGUCACGAGUCGAGACGAAACGAGACCAGGGAAGCUGAAAUCUUCCCUCAUGGCUGCACUACUUCAGACAUCCAGCCCGAACCUGCCUUGGAGUGAAUCGCUGGACCCUAUCCUCCCAGACAUCGAGUGUCCCAACACCCAAGGAUCCUGCUGGUCAUGUCUUGCACAAUCCAGUCCCUGUGACGGCGCGUUGCCGCACUGUCGGAACUGUCGCAAGAAACGGCGAACCUGCGCAGGAUAUGGAAUCCGUCUCCAGCGACCAGGACCGAUGCAAGGCAUUUCUCGUCAUGAUUCCCCGCUUGAGGCGCGAAAAUCAAAGAUACUGCGCUUCGUCUGCCCGCUAGGGCUUCAGCCACUAGAAAAUCGUCUCUUGCAGCACUGGGUCCACCAGAUCACGCGGUUUUGCCUCGCAAUCGAUUACACCGACAACGGCUAUCGACGCCUCAUACCAAUGGCUCUAGAGGAGCCGGCCUUGUUCAGCUCCAUCAUGGCUAUUGCUGCAGCUCAUGAAAGCAAAACCAUGCAGACCGUGGACACCCUAUCAGGAAAAUAUCUACGCACCGCCAUGCUUCGUCUCCAGCAAAUCCUGAGUAACCCGAUCACGGCUACCAAAGAUAGCACGCUUGGGACCAUGCUCUGCCUAGUGACGUACGAGAUCUUUAAUGGGAGCCCGCGAUGGAGAAGCCAUUACGCUGGUGUCAGCAGCUGGCUGAAAAUGAGAGGCGAUUGUACUGACCUCAAUCCUUUCAUGAAGGGUUGGAUCAGUAUGGCUGAUACUCAAUCCGGGUUGAACAUGGGGACAGCCAUCAUACCUGAAGUUGAAGAUUGGCUCAGCUCUAUGGAUGAUUCGGGCAGUGGACAACCCAUAAUAGAUCCAAUUCUUGGAUGCUCGAGUCGGAUGCCGAAACUGAUGUUGGAAGCUGUGGGCUUAUAUCGGACCUCGCAAGGUGCUGGCGCAGAGUCUGCGGAUGUCCAGGCUGAGAUUAGGGAGCGCGGCAAGUUGUUGAAGGCAAAGAUUCACGCUGCUUCGCUCGAUAUCCAAGCAACUCCACUACUGGCCAUCUCCGGCGACCGACGCGGAUUGGUGCUAGGCGGACUCACCCCGACCACCACAUCAGCAAAUGGCCAGGACCAAUCAGAAUUCAUGCGCCACAUGUGCGCCAAUACUGAAAUCUUCCGAUACGCACUCCUUGUCUACGUGUUCCGGGUGGUGAAUGGACUUAAUGUGCCGCUGGAUAUGGAGACACAGUAUGCUGUCGAAGAGGCUUUUAGACUCCUCCCUCAGCUGCCUUUCAUCAAUGGCCUCGGCUCGAAUCUUGGUUGGGCUCUAGUCGUGAUUGCCUCUGAGACCAAUGCACCUGAAUUGCGAGAAUACAUUCGUUGUCGUUGGCGGAGUCUGAAAUUGCUAGGUAUGAAUUACAAUGAGGUAGGCGAGUUGUUGACAGAGGAGGUCUGGCGGCGCCGUGACGAUAUGAAUUACACAUGCGACGUGUCAUGGCAGACUGUUAUGCAAGAACUUGACCUUGGGCAUAUGCUAGUUUGAAUUCGAAAGUCGUACAAAGUGAGAUUUUCAAACUACUUUGCAUGUCCCAUGUGGUUGGAAGUGCAUCGUCUUGAGAGAGUCCACACAUCCGACAUGGUGGGCCUUCAUCGGGAAACUCUGCGAUGGUUCACCGUGCGAGUCUCUAGUGGUU
This is a messenger RNA of Cucurbitaria berberidis CBS 394.84, 1905 nucleotides long. RefSeq lists its product as uncharacterized. Gene Ontology annotation, biological process: positive regulation of transcription by RNA polymerase II. The transcript is spliced from 6 exons. Lineage: Eukaryota; Fungi; Ascomycota; Dothideomycetes; Pleosporales; Cucurbitariaceae. Bases 261 to 1754 code for a protein of 497 amino acids. The record is from RefSeq and is a predicted model, not a curated record. Gene Ontology annotation, molecular function: zinc ion binding; DNA-binding transcription factor activity, RNA polymerase II-specific; transcription cis-regulatory region binding. Gene Ontology annotation, cellular component: nucleus.